UGGCCGUCUCCUUAGCAACGGGCAGCUGGGGCUCGCGCUGCUCCGGCAAUAAAAAAAAAAAAAAGUCUGCUUCGCCUAUUAUUGUUUUGUUCCUCUUCUUUCGCGGGCUGCAAGUUCGGCCGCAGGAGAGGAAAGGGAGGCUUUGGACAAGCGGCGAUGGCUUCGGAUUUGGAGGAGAGAGUGCGCGCGGCUUUGCUAGACAAACUGCAAAUGAUGUAAGUGGGGGUUGGGGUUUUUUGGGGGGGCGAAGGGUCAAAGAGAGAAGGGCCUUGGAGACUGUGCUGGCCGUACAGUAGCGGGCGAAGGUUCCGCAAGGGUUAAAAGGAAGGGCCUUAGCUCAGCGGUAGAGCAACGCGCUUUGCUAGUGCAAAAAGUCCCAGGACGCAGCAUCGAUUCCCAACACCUUCGGGGGGAGCAUGGAAAUAAUCAUGGGUGUAACCAAGGGGGAGGGGCAGGGGGAAGCUGCCCCCCCCGUAAAUCAGGGAAAAAUAAUACAAAUCAAUACAAAUAUGAGGUUCUGCCCCCCACCCCCAACAAAAGCUUGCACCCCCAACAAAAAUCCUGGCUACGCCCAUGGAAAGAAUCCCCUCUAAAAACACUUGUAGACUAGGGUGAUGUGGGUAUUGUGCAUCUGUACCAAUUUAACAAGCAGGGCUUCGCUCAAAGAAUGAUGGGGACUGAAGUUCGUUAAGGGUGCUGAGAGUUAUUUGGAGAUCCUCACUAUUCCCCUCACAGAGCUACAAUUUCCAGGAAGUUUUUGCAAUCAAUCUGCCUUCCCAGGAAACUCUGGAACUGUAGCUCUGUGAGGGGAAUGGUGUGUGUAUGUGUGUGACAGCAUCCUUAACAAAGCACAGUUCCCAGGAUUCUCUUGGGGAAGCCAUGACUGUUUAAGUGUCAUAGUGCAUGAAGUUGUAUACAGUGAAUGUAGCCUACAACUUUGACAGAUGAUAAUAAAAUAAUAAUUUUUAUUAUUUAUACCCCACCCAUCUGGCUGGGGUUCCCCAGCCACCCUGAGCAGAUCCCAACAGAAUAUUAAAACCACGAUAAAACAUUAAACAUUAAAAACCUCCCUAAGCAGGGCUGCCUUCAGAUGUCUUCUAAAAGUCAGAUAGUUGUUUAUUUCUUUGACAUCUGAUGGGAGGGCAUUCCAGAAGGCCCUCUGUCUGGUUCCCUGUAACUUCACUUCCCGCAGUGAUGGAACUGCCAGAAGGCCCUCGGAGCGGGACCUCAGUGUCCGGGCUGAAUGAUGGGGGUGGAGAUGUUCCUUCAGGUAUACAGUGGUACCUCUGGAUGCGAACAGGAUCCGUUUCAGAACCCCGUUCGCAUCCUGAGCAGAACGCAACCCGCGUCUGUGCGGCUGCGGGUCAUGAUUCGCCGUGUCUGCGCAUGCGCAUGACGUCAUUUUAAGCGCCUGCGCAUGCGCAAGUGGCGAAACCUGGAAGUAACCCGUUCUGUUACUUCCGGGUCACCACAGGAUGCAACCUGAAAAGAUUUAACCCAAAGCAACUUUAACCCGAGGUAUGACUGUACAGGGCCGAGGCCGUUCAGGGCUUUAAAGGUCAGCACCAACACUCUGAAUUGUGCUUGCAAACAUACAGAGCUAUAGUUCCUAGCGUCCUUAACAAACCACAAUUCCCAGGAUUCUCUGGGGGAAGCCACGUGCUUCCUGUGUAUAGUGGAUGUGACCUUAGACAUUGCGGCCUGCAGGAUAUGUAGCAGCAGAUGCAGUGGUGUGACGCUAGACUAGCCUGUCUCCCUCGAUGCAUUUCCUGGACGAAGUUUGGAUGGGGCUUUUGACACCCUUCUGUGUGCCUGUUUCAGGAAAAUUCCUGAAAGAGAAGAGGACUUUUUGCCCCCUGCUUGCUGUCUGCUGGAGAAACAAAGGGAACUGGCAGAGGUGGAACAAGCUCUAUUGGCCCAGAAAGAGGUAAUGCAAACUCUUUGGAGAACCACUCCAAACCAUCUCUUGGACCAAGUGGUGGCUGGUGUGCCAGUUGGGAGUGGUUGGGAAGAAGGCAGGAAGUCCAACAGUAGAUAGCGCCACAGCCACUGACAGGCAGGUCUGACUGAUCCUAUUUUGUCCUCCUCCUCCUCUCUGCUGAGUUCUAGAAGGGCAACACAGAGAUGGAGGAGAAAGAAGAAGAUGGCAGCCAGGGCUAACUUUUGGACUGGUUGUAAGAAAGAAGGUAGUCGGGGAGAGGGAUGAUGAGGUUAGUGAGGCAGUUGCUCCUUCAUCUCAUGGACCAGCCCUCACUGUUUGGCUUCAUAUAAGAAAGACCUACAUCAGGCAUUAGAGACGCGGAUGGCUCUGUGGGUUAAACCACAGAGCCUAGGGUUUGCCGAUCAGAAGGUCGGCUGUUCGAAUCCCCGCGACGGGGUGAGCUCCCGUUGCUCAGUCCCUGCUCCUGCCAACCUAGCAGUUCGAAAGCACCUCAAAGUGCAAGUAGAUAAAUAAGUACCGCUCCGGCGGAAAGGUAAACGGCGUUUCCGUGUGUUGCUCUGGUUCGCCAGAAGCAGCUUAGUCAUGCUGGCCUCAUGACCCGGAAUCUGUAUGCCAGCUCCCUUGGCCUGUAAAGCAAGAUGAGCGCCGCAACUGCAGAGUCAGUCACGACUGGACCUAAUGGUCAGGGGUCCCUUUACCUUUACAUCAGGCAUAGCCAAACUCAGCCUCCAGAUGUUUUGGGACUACAACCCAUCAUCCCUGACCACUGGUCCUGUUAGCUAGGGAUGAUGGGAGUUGUAGUCCCAAAACAUCUGGAGGGCCGAGUUUGCCUAUGCCUGUCUUAGACUUUGGAACAAGCAUAGGAACUUCCAGCAAAAUCCUAACCCUAUCACUAAAUUGGAGUUACAACUUAAAAAAAAGAACUACAAAGAGUUAUUAAAAACCAAAAAAAGAACCGCAGACUCUCUCAUUUGGCAGGCCCUCAUAAAAGCGCCAAUAGAAAAAGACAAUUCCAACUUCUGGAAAAUUAUCUCCAGUCAAACCAAAGCUCCUAAUGAGGGCACAAUAAUCCCUGCAAAUUCAUGGGAAGAGCACUAUAAAGUGCUGUUUAGGGAACAUCGUCCUUCUGCGCCGCUUAACAUCCCCUAGAUAAUGAUACACCAUGGCCCCCAACAUCUGAAACUGAAAUCACUUCGCUAAUUCUACAAAUGAAAUCUGGCAAAGCCCCAGGAAGUGAUUUUAUUGUCGCUGAACUUCUGAAAGCGCAAAUAAACUGGUGGGCCCCGGUCCUUGCUAAUCUAUUUUCAUAUAUAGAUAAGACAACUGAAAUCCCUAAAGAUUGGGGACUAGCUAUAAUUGUUCCCAUAUUUAAAAGGGCAACCCCUCGGAUCCAUCUAAUUAUAGACCAAUUAGUCUCCUGAAUGUGAUCUGUAAACUUUAUACAAAACAUCUAUGCCUAAAAUUAUGGGAAUGGUUAGAUCAUAAUAACUUGCUAGAAAUUGAACAAGCAGGGUUUACAUCCGGACGUUCCACCAUUGAUCACUGCUUAGUGCUAGAUUACUUUGUCUAUAAGUAUGCAAAAUAUUGGAAAAAGUCAUUAUAUGCGGCCUUUGUGGACCUAAAGGCAGCAUUUGAUUCUGUAUCCAGGAGCAGGCUCUGGGCCAAAUUGGCCAAUAUGGGUAUUAACAGAAGGUUAUUACUUCUGAUGAUUAAGCUUCAUGAGAACAAUACCCUCCAGAUAAGACUUGCACAGGACGGCAGACUCUCUAGAGAAAUCCUAGUCCAAAGAGGAGUUAGACAAGGAUGCCUAUUAGCCCCAUUCCUAUUUAAUAUCUAUGUCAACUCCCUGGUCACAUGCUGCCGUGAAAUUGAAACCCACCCCCCUGUGUUCUCUAAUGGCAGAAAAGUACCAAUUUUAAUGUAUGCGGAUGACGCUGUUCUUCUCUCUCAAACCAAAGUGGGUCUGAAACGUGCCUUAGGAAAGUUUAGUGACCAAUGUAACACUGAACUGUUAACAAUUAAUUUUGCCAAAACCAAAAUUGUACAUUUUAACCGCUCCUUUAGGAAGGAUAAUUGGAGCGUAAAGGGAACGCCAUUGAACAGACUAAGACCUUCCAAUACUUAGGCAUUACUUUCUCUUAUAAUGCCAAAUUCUCAACACACUUGACCACAUCAGCUAUAUCAGCAGAAAGAAGUGCAAAUGCUAUCCUUAGAUUAUUCAGAAGGAAAGGAGCUGGCUUCCUCCCGAUGGCCCUAACAGUCUUUCAGGCAAAAUCUUUAGCCCAACUUCUAUAUGGCUCUCAAAUUAGCCCCUCUGCCAACCUUAAGACCCUUGAAACAGUACAAUCUAAAUUCUUAAGAUCAUUAUUUGCUACUCCUAAGUGUACACCUAAUGCAGUCUUAAGGCAAGAGGCAGGACUGCCCAGAGUGGAAUUAAAAGUCUGGGAACAAGCAAUAUCCCUCUGGCUGAAAAUCCAUUACAAUCCUAAGGGUCUAUUACCUUGCUUCCUGGCUGCAGUUCCCUAUCCUCCUUGGCUUAUGCAAAUAACUAACAAGAUCAAACAAAUUGGCCUAAACCCUGAAAAUAUUUUUAUUGGAACUCUGAACAAGGCAAAAGCUACUAUCACUCGGAGACUUUAUGAUAUCGAAUUACAACAAGAAGGCGCCCUACUCCCAGAGACGUAUAGAUGUAUAAAAGCUUGGCCUAAUUUUGCAGCUGCCCCUUACUUAACUAACAUCACUAACGAAACCUAUAGAUGGGCUUUCUCUAGAGCCCGCUUUGAGACAAUGCCCUCAGCAGUGCUGUACGGCAAAUUCACGCGAGUUCCAAUGCAGGCGCGUCUCUGCCCUUGUAUGUCUAAUAAGGUAGAAUCUGUCACACACAUUCUUCUGUCUUGCGAAUUCUAUAGUGAAGAACGAGUUCAACUUAUUUUACCGCUUCUAUCAAAAUUUAUACCCCUUCAAUAUUAUUUGGAAUCCUCCCCUGAAACUCUUCGAAAAUACCUCCUGGAAGAUUCCUCAAGCUCAGUAUCAUAUGAGGUGGCUAAAUAUUGCACUUUAGUAAUUAAGAAGCGUAAAUCUCUUCUGUUGAAUGGCACACUGUGAAGUUCUCUUGUGUAACCUUUUUCUUUUCUGAAGUUGUUGCUGAUUUCUUGUUGUCUGAUCUUAUGGUGUUUAGUGUCACUGGCUUUGGCCGCAAUAAACUUGACUUGUAAUAGGAACUUGCCUUAUACCAAGUCAUGCCACUGGUCCAUGUACCUCAGUGUGGUCUACACUGAUCGGCAGCCCUCGAUGAGGGUGGUUUUCCAACCAGCUCCAGCUCCACGUGAUGGUGCUAUUAUUUAGCCUGAAUGUGUCCAGUUUGCUAACUACGACAACAACACAGGGAAUUUUGAGAAAUGUUUUGCUGUAACCAAGAUAAAUUACAUCCAAAGCAUUCCGACCGUCUACUGAGUUAGUAAGCCAAUAAGAAAAAGAGAAAGAGAAAACUCACCUGCCUGACUCCUCCCCGACUGAUAUUCCUUUGCCCCCCCUUCCAAGGAAUUCCAGUUGAAAAUGGAAGAGCUGCAGCAACGACGGAAGGAACUGGAGCGCAAAGAGGGCCAGCUCAAAAAGUCCAUUUUAAAGUUUGACAAGUUCCUGAAGGUCUGUAAGUGCUCAGGGGAUGAGUGAUGUGGUGGUGUGGUGGUGUGGUCGGCAGGGGCGCAGCUAGGCCUCUCUGUGCGGCUCUCGUGAUCCGUAGGCCCAUCUCCCGUAGGACAAUGAUGCCAAGCGGAGCCGGGCUCUGCGGAAAGCUGCCGAGGAGAAGCAACAAGCAGCCCAGAGAGUGGCGGAAGCUGAGCGCCUCAAGGAGGAGAUUGCGCACCUGCUGGCCGUGAAGGACAAGCUGCAGUGGCAGCGGGAGAGACACAAGGCCUUCCCAGAGUAUUUGCAGAAGGUUCUGGAAAAGACGGAGCAGGUGAGAGGGUGGGGAGAUUGAGAGAGCAGGAGCCUGAGAGGAGACGCUAGGAGGACCCCCCAAAACCCUCCCUGUGUGAGGUUUCUGGCACAAGUCAAGGCCUUCAGCCAGAACAUAGGAAGCUGUGCUAUACUGUAUUGGAUCCAUUGGUCCAUCUAGCUCAGUACUGCCUGCACUGACUGGCAGCAGCUGCCCAAGCCCUGUCUGGAGUUGCCAGGGAUUGAACCUGUGACCUUCUGCAUGCAGGAAGCUCUACGACUGAGCUGUGGCCAUCAUGGCAUAGGUGGCUGUCUUUUACCAAGUCAGAACAUUACCUACACUGUAUUGUCUGUGCUGAAUGGCAGCUGUUCUCCAUGGUUUCAGACAUUCCCAGGUCUACCUGCUGGGGAUUGGAUCUGGGGCCUUCUGCACACAAAGCUCCGGCACUGAGCUAUGUGUCCCUGGAAGCUUUCUGUUAUGUACUGAGUUGAAUAGGAUCCAAAAUGCAGCAGUCUGAUUGAUCCUAGAACAAUAGGAUUCAGAAUGCAGCAGUCUGAUUGGUCCUAGAACAAUAGGAUUCAGAAUGCAGCAGUCUGAUUGGUCCACAGGAGCCACCCAAUCCAGCUCCAGGUGGAAGGGAAUCCGCAACCUGAUCGGCCUACAGGAGAAUCCCGGAAUUAGCCAGUCACGUGGGGCCCAUUGUGUAAAUAAUGUAUAUAAGGCAGACGUUCUGGGGGAACUUCCCUUCCUCCUCACCACUAUGCGCUGAAUAAAGAGCAUUAAAUCCACUCUCAACUUCGAGUAUAUUUCACUUUCCCAUGGCUAGUACAGUCGUAACUCGGAAGUCAAAUGGAACCUGUUCUGGAAAUCUGUUCGACUUCCGAAAUGUUUGGAAACCGAAGUGCAGCUUCUGUGUGGCUGCAGGAAGCACCAUCAGCAAUGGCUAAUGGUCAGGGAUAAUAGGAGUUGUAGUCCUGUACAGACUGUUCAAGGAUGAGUUUAUUCUCCAUCCUCUUAUCCAUCCCAGUUUCAGGGCAUCCCAGAGCUGAUUGCCCAGUUCCAGGCUCUGAUGGCCACCCAGGCCACCUUGGCCCAGAGGGAGCUCUUUGGCCAGGAAGCCGUGGAGGAGGAGCGUGCCCGCCUGCAACGCUACACGGAGGAAAGCAGCAACCAGAUCUUGCAGCAAAACAACCGGGUGGCGGAACUGCAGGCGCAGCUGGAGCAAGCCCAGACCAGGGUCCUGGAACUGGUAAGACGACGGGAUCCAUGAUAAACAGUCAAAAACCUUUCUAUUCCAUCAGAUAUCAGCAGGCAAUCCUAGGGCUGCCAUACAUCUGGUUUCCCCAGAUAUGUCUGGAAAUUGCUCAGAAAAAUGGCGUUCGGGUGGGUUUUUGCCUAAUCGGCAAAAUGUCCGGGGAAACCCUAUGUCAAGUUGGGCUAUUUUUGUUUUUUUUAAAAAUUCUUUAAAAAUCAAAGAAAAGCCCCCUAUUUUGGGGGGGGGAAUGUUCCUCCCCAAAAGCUGAACAACUCUGUCCCUGAUCUUUUCACUUUGGGGUCACGGCAUCCCUAGGCAAUGUAGAAUACAUUUUCCCAUAAUAGCUGAUUUCUAGAAUUUUAUGCAUAUAGGGAUGUUGUGGAGAAGAAGUGUUUGUAUUUGAUAUCCUGCUUUAUCACUACCCGAAGGAGUCUCAAAGCGGCUAACAUUCUCCUUUCCCUUCCUCCCCCACAACAAACACUCUGUGAGGAGAGUGGGGCUGAGAGACUUCAGAGAAGUGUGACUAGCCCAAGGUCACCCAGCAGCUGCAUGUGGAGGAGCAGGGAAGUGAACCCGGUUCACCAGAUUACGAGUCCACUGCUCUUAACCACUACACCAACCACUACACCACUCUGGUGGGGGACAUGUUGUGCUCCUUCUGGGGUAGUUUGCUCCCACCCUGUACUCAGAAACUCUGUGCAUAAAAGUAAUGUGGCCAUUUGGAUAGAGCGGUUAGAGGGUCAGACUAGGACCUGUGAGAGAUCAGGGUUCAAAUCCCCGCUCAGCCAUGAAACUCACUGGGAGUGAGCUUGGGCCAGUCAAGGCCCCUCAGCCUAAUCUACCUCACAGAGUUGUUGUGUGGAUUAAAAUGAGGAAGGGGAGAACCACACAUGCUUCCUCGAGCUCCUUAUAGAGAAAAAGGUGGGAAAUAAACAGAAUAAACAAAUACACAAAGCCUAGGCACAGGCAGGGCAGAUGUGGGGUGCCUUUGGCGCUACAGAUGUUUUGCUGAACUACAGCUCCCACAAUCCCUGCUCAUGGGCCACACUUGCUGGGGCUGAUGGGAGUUGUAGUUCAGCAACACCCGCAGGGCCCAAAGUUCCUCACACAUGCAUGAAAGAGGCAAGAGGCACCCCUAACUCUCUGUUCUUGCUAGUAAGCUUGAUCUUUAUUGAUCUUUCGCAACAGGGUGCUCCCCUCACCCGCAGGAGAUAGGAGGGACCCAGAAAAAUGGCACGCAAGGCCUUAUAAAGACUUUUGAAAUUGCCACCCUGUAGAUCAAGACCACCCCCAGAAACAUCAUACAUACAUCACAGAAGGGGUGUAACCUAAGACCACCCCUCAGAUACAUCAUACCUACAUCACAGAAAAGGCGGUCUAAACAGAAAUUUGAAUGUUGUUUUUCUCCUGUCGGUGUUUAUCUCCUGUCUGGCAGGUUACUUGACUGGAUUUCCUGGGGAGCCUGGCUAGCCUUUUGUAAUGAUAAAUACUUAGUUCCUGGACCAGGUCACAGGCUCACACCCUAUUCAUAUCUUAGAUGUGCCCUUAAGACAGGAUUUGUGAGGAAAGAGACAAUGGGAGGUUUCACACUUUGACCUUGCAGAGAAAACGUUUGCUCAGUUUAGAAAUCAAAAUGGUUCUAGGUCAGUCUUCCUGUGCUGAUCUAUGUACAUGCUUGGUUGGUACACUUAUGAACAUUACCAUAUAUCUAAGACCAUAAAAUUCCUAUCACACUGGCCUGCUGCAGGAGUCUAACUGGGUUUGCAUCCAGAACACCGCGGCCGACAAGACAUUGGAGCUUGGGCGGAUCAAGCUGGCAGCUUUGAACCUCUUCCAGAUGGUUGCCAAGCACAGGAAGUUGCCAGCCGACGUGCCUAUGGAAGACACGGCAGCCCAACUCGAUGCGGUCAGUGGGAAGGCACAAGCCCCCCCCCCUUUUUAAGUGGCUCAUUGGGAGCUUUGCAAGCAGUGGGCAACUUAACAGGGCCCCAGAAAGGUCCAUCAGUUCAGACACCAAUCUUGGGCCUCUCUGAGGUUGAUGGGCCUGGACUGCUGCCGUUUUAAAUUCCCACACUGUCCUUGAAUGCCCAGCAUUGUGCCUGCUCUGUUGGCAGUUUAAAAUGGCAGCUUUCCAGCUGCCUGAGCCUUUGGUCUGAUUCAGCAGAGCUCUUACAUUCGCUCCUUUCCGCUUUAAUUUCCUUCUUUACCCCACCCCUCUGCUCCUUACCCAAAAAACCCAAAGCCUUCUUGUUUGUAUGAAUCUACUUCAGAAUGGGGUGGGGUAGGGGGUUGCAUUUACCACCCCUCACCAAAAAAACUGUUCCCUCAGCAUGGCAAUAGGGUUUGUCAGCAGGGGGAGGGAUUUAUUCAAAUUCGAAUUUCACUGACUCAUUUCACAAAAAUUGAUAUCUCAGUUGAUUUUUUAAAAGAGCCCCAGAACCCCACCCUCAGAGUGGUUUGCAAAAAGAAUAAAACAAUGAAACGGUCAGUAUAUACACAUUUAAACAACAACUAUGGAAAACAUUUAAAAAUAAUUGACAGUAAGUUGAACAAAAAAAUCUAGUUUUAAAUGCUUGCCGGUGUUCUACUUGUCUGGGUACGCUUGCCUAACCAAAAAUAUUUAUAGCAGUGUAUAGCGAAGCACCUGCCUGGUGUCAAAAGGCAGGGAGUUCCCAAGUUGGGGUUCUGCCGCACUAAGAUAUCAAUUUAUUAUUAUGUGCAAUCUGCAGAAUCAUGUCAGUUCUGCAGAUUGGAGCUGUCAGGUGGGCACAUAAGGAGCAAGGCGAUCCCACAAGCAAACUGGUUCCAAGCUGUUAAGGGUUGCUUUUAUGAACAGCAAACGCCUUGAAGUUGGCCUGGCAGCAAAUUGGCAAAAUUUAGUCUAUUGUUAUUUAACUUUCCAAAGGUCUUUCCGUUAUUCUUAUUUGUUUUUAUUGAUAAUUUUAUUCUUUUAUCUCUUUAGUAAACCACUUUGAGUUUGUUUUCCGUUUUACAAUCAUGAAAUAAAUGUUUGGCCCAAACUGAAUCUUUUUACGAAUCUCUGUUGCUCUGAUGCCUCCAGGUUGAGCUUUGUGUCGUGGACUUGAACGACAUCCUGGCCAACUUCCGCAAAGGGGAACCCGCGCCAGUCCCUCAGCCAGAAACAACAGCGGCAUCUCGCUCCGAGACAGACCCCAGCUAACCACCUCGACCACCUGGGGUGAGUUUAUUAUCAUCACCAUCUAAUUUAUUACCAGUCCUUCAACCAGCAGGCCCCAGGACAGGUUAUAGCCCUUUAAAAUUCAGAAUUAAGAAAAGUUAAAACAGGUUACGAAAUUAAAAGACGCCUGCUUCUUGGGAGAAAGCAAUGACAAACCUAGACAGCAUCUUAAAAAGCAGAGACAUCACCUUGCCAACAAAGGUCUGUAUAGUUAAAGCUAUGGUUUUCUCAGUAGUGAUGUAUGGAAGUGAGAGCUGGACCAUAAAGAAGGCUGAUCGCCGAAGAAUUGAUGCUUUUGAAUUAUGGUGCUGGAGGAGACUCUUGAGAGUCCCAUGGACUGCAAGAAGAUCAAACAUCUCCAUUCUGAAGGAAAUCAGACCUGAGUGCUCACUGGAAGGACAGAUCGUGAAGCUGAGGCUCCAGUACUUUGGCCACCUCAUGAGAAGAGAAGACUCCCUGGAAAAGACCCUGAUGUUGGGAAAGAUGGAGGGCACAAGGAGAAGGGGACGACAGAGGACAAGAUGGUUGGAUAGUGUUCUCGAAGCUACCAGCAUGAGUUUGACCAAACUGCAGGAGGCAAGGGAAGACAGGAGUGCCUGGCGUGCUCGGGUCCAUGGGGUCACGAAGAGUCGGACACGACUAAAUGACUAAACAACAACAAAACAGGUUACAGUCUCAGGAAUAAGCUGGGCCCUGAAAACUCAGAUCUUAGGUGCCAAAGGCCAGAGAGAAGUCGUGUGCCUUCGGCAUUUGCCAAAAGCUCUGCAGUGAAGGUGCUAGGCCAGGGGUCGGCAAUCUAAGGCCCAUGGCCCACAAGCGGCCCAUGGGGGUCGUUUAACUGGCCCAUGGACCCCCGCCACCCGUGCACUGCGCUAAACUGGUGCGGAGCAGAGUGGGGACCACCUUCCGUGACGCUGGCCGACUUCCUAUUGGCUGCUGGAAGCUCCUGCAGCCAAUGGGAAGCUGCGCACGCCUCCUCAGCGCCGGAAAUAGCGUUUGCGCAUGCGUGUGUGCGUGCACUCCGGCCCACCACGGCGUCUGCGGGACCGUGAACUGGCCCAAGCCACAAAAAUUUUGCCAACCCCUGUGCUAGGCGCACCUUUGUGAGGGAGUUCCACAACUUAGGGGCUGCCACAGAGAAUGUGCUUAGUGGCCACUGAAUCCAGAUGUUUUCUGGGGGCAGGGAGAACCUUAAAAGAAGGGGGAAUGGAACUGAGUGGUCAGAAUCCUGAACAAGGGACAGUUUGACACAAGUCCCAUUUGCUUUAUUUUAAUGUCUGUUGCCUUGAGGCCCCCUCUCCAAACACCAGGACAGAAACACCAGCAUUAUAACCAGGAAAACCGAUACACUCUUCCUCAUCUCUAAAUGCACCCUUAUAGUUCUAAUCAGAGUAAACCCCCUAGUCUGUCCCCAGUGUUUUCUGUCCACUGGCACAAAGAGCUAUUGGACCAGCAGGUGGGCGAGUGUUAAUGUUGUGCAACUGACGAACCACGCAGAGCAGCUGUGCUGGUGGGAGCUCGCUGUACAAUGGAUUGCAUAACCUGUUGCUCAAGCAAAAUCGCUGGUCCUCUUGCUCAGGCAGUCUCUGUUCUGUUGGCACAAAACCAUUUCGCCAGCAGAGAAAGUAUAAAGCUAGGCGACUUUGCUGUGGCGCUACAUUGGAGACAACCGACUGAAGUUAACAGACGCCAGAUGGCGAGCUCUGUCAAUUCCAACAGGUGCAUUCUGAGUGGGACCAAGGUAAAAAGGUAAAGGACCCCUGGAUGGUUAAAUCCAGACAAAGGUAACUAUGGGGUUGUGGCGCUCAUCUCGCUUUUCAGGCCGAGGGAGCCAGUAUUUGUCCACAGCUAGCUUUCCAGGUCAUGUGGCCAGCAUGACAAAACCGCUUCUAGCGCAAUGGGACACUGUGACGAAAGCCAGAGCACACAGAAACGCCGUUUACCUUCCUGCCGCAGCAGUACCUAUUUAUCUACUUGCACUGGCGUGCUUUCGAACUGCUGGUUGGCAGGAGCAGGGACAGAGCAACGGGAACUGACCCUGGCACGGGGAUUCGAACUGCUGACCUUCUGAUUGGCAAGCCCAAGAGGUUCAGUGGUUUAGACCACAGCGCCACCUGCGUUCUGCAACAGCUGCAUUCCGAUUAGAACAUAUACAGGAUAAGCACUUCUUCCACAGCAGUUUGCUCCCAAGGGUUCUGCACACAGGCGAAAAUCACGUAUACCCAAACCCCUGGAGUUGCCCCAGUGGAUUGUGGGCGAGGGGCAGAAAGAGAGAACCCCCAGAGCCAGCCUGCUAAGCAGGCCUUGCCCAAAGCAAGCGAGGCUGAGAACUUCAAAGCUCUCUUUGAGCUGGGUCUGCUGAGGGUAGCUUGCGAGGGCAAGGUACACAAAACCCGGGAGACUAUGGAUGCUCGUGCUGAGUGUCACAUAUGCAUCCAAGAGCUGGUGCACUGAGCAGGCCUUCCCCCCGCCCCCGAGCGAGGCGGAGAGCUUAAAAGCUCUUUCUGCUCCAGGUAGCUCCAAACGGAUCCCAGUGCGAACAGAGCUUUUAAGCUCUCCACUUUGCACAGAUCUAAUUUGUGCCGUUCCAUCCAGGUGCAUGGUUGAAAUUGCACAUGUGAAAAUGCACGUCAGAUGCAGCCCACUGUCUCCCCUUUGUUAAUUUUUCAGUGGUGAUUUUUUUGGGGGGGGGGGCCUCAGUAACUGAUGGAGAACAGGUGAGGGUGGGGGAGACCUGCAGGAUAAAUGUUCAGCCCAGACCAGAUUCAAAUUCAGAGCAGCAGCUGAGGGUACAGUAGAGGAAGGUUUGGGGGUGGAAGAUGGCAUCGAUCCAAACUGAUUAACAGAAAAGGUAGGAGGGAGAGAGGAACGCUCGUAGAAGCUUGGUAAAAGGGUGAUUUUAAUCUUCCCCAGAGUUUACACAGCAAAUAAAUGACGGUUGUCGGCGGAGCUCUCGGAAGCCUGCUCGCACCGGCUUUGCCCCCGCCUACAUCCUCUUCCGCAUCUUGCCCUUCUUGGCUGCCCCUCGCCCGAAGGCCGUCUGGCGCAUCUCUUGCACCCGCUGCCGGUUGCGCGACUUCAGGCGCUUCAAGCUGCCGCUCUGUAGGAAGCGCUGUUUGGCUGCCUUCUUCCGUUGCCUCAAGAUCUGCUGCUUGGUUUUCAGCUCGGAGCGGAUCUUCCCCUGCUGGGGGCCGCGGCUGCCGUGGGAAGCCGGGGCAGGGUGGGCACCUUCAGAAGGAAUCACAAAUGUGCGCAUUAUUAUUCCAUUGAAGUACAGUAAGAAUACAAUGUGUGUGUGUGUGUGUGUGUGUGUGUGUGUGUGUGUGUGUGUUAUGUUCUGGUCACUGUAGGCGUGGAGUGGCCACCAAGACCAUAUAACACCGGUCCUGAAAGACCUACAUUGGCUCCCAGUACGUUUCUGAGCACAAUUCAAAGUGUUGGCCCUGACCUUUAAAGCCCUAAAUGGCGUUGGCUCAGAAUACCUGAAGGAGCAUCUCCACCCCCAUAGUUCAGCCCAGACACUGAGGUCCAGCACCGAGGGCAUCCUGGCGGUUCCCUCCGUGCAAGAAGUGAGGUUACAGGGAACCAGGCAGAGGGCCUUCUCGGUGGUAGCGGCUGCCCUGUGGAAUGCCCUCCCAUCAGAUGUCAAGGAGAUGAGUAACUAUAUAACCUUUAGAAGACAUCUGAAGGUAGUCCUAUACAGUGGUAUCUCUGGUUACGUACUUAAUUUGUUCCGGAGGUCCGUUCUUAACCUGAUACUGUUCUUAACCUGAGGUAUCACUUUAGCUAAUGGGGCCUCCUGCUGCUGCUGCACCGCCGCCGCACGAUUUCUGUUCUCAUUCUGAAGCAAAGUUCUUAACCCGAGGUACUAUUUCUGGGUUAGCGGAGUCUGUAACCUGAAGCAUAUGUAACCCAAGGUACCACUGUAUAGGGAAGUUUUUAAUGUUUGAUGUUUUAAUGUGAUUUUAAUUCUGUUAGUAGCCACCCAGAGUGGCUGGAGAAACCCAGCCACAUGGGUGGGGUAAAAAUAAUAAAUUAUUAUUAUUAUUUCUACAAGCUGCUGUUAGGAAUGCCAGAAGACUUGAAAGCUUGAAGAACUACCCUGCCUCAAACAUGUUUCUCCAUAUGCCAACACGACGACCUCUCCCAAGAGCA
Molecule: messenger RNA, 14488 nt
Organism: Podarcis lilfordi (Lilford's wall lizard)
Lineage: Eukaryota; Metazoa; Chordata; Lepidosauria; Squamata; Lacertidae
Source: the annotation of a GenBank genome assembly